This is a messenger RNA of Kalmanozyma brasiliensis GHG001, 2346 nucleotides long. RefSeq names its product Hydantoinase/oxoprolinase. Gene Ontology annotation, molecular function: 5-oxoprolinase (ATP-hydrolyzing) activity. Lineage: Eukaryota; Fungi; Basidiomycota; Ustilaginomycetes; Ustilaginales. Gene Ontology annotation, cellular component: cytosol. The record is from RefSeq and is a predicted model, not a curated record. Bases 1 to 2346 code for a protein of 781 amino acids. Gene Ontology annotation, biological process: glutathione metabolic process. The transcript has a single exon.
AUGUCGAACCGCAUACAGAUCGCCAUCGACCGAGGCGGCACCUUCACCGACUGUCUCGGUCGCAUCCCACCCCAAAAGUCCGGCGACGAGCCAAAGGACAUUGUCAUCAAGCUCCUCUCUCAUGAUCCGGCCAACUACAAAGAUGCUCCCACAGAGGGCGUCCGUCGGAUCCUCGAGCAGGCAUAUGAUCUCAAGCUACCACGAGGAGACAAGAUCGACACCUCCCAGAUCGAGUACAUCCGUCUCUCCACCACAGUCGCUACCAAUGCGCUUCUGGAGCGAAAGGGCGAGAGGCACGCUCUCGUCAUCACGAAAGGCUUCAAGGAUCUCGUUCAGAUCGGCAACCAGAGUCGACCCAGCAUCUUUGAUCUCGCCAUCAAAAAGCCAGAGGUGCUGUACAAGGGCGUGCUCGAGGUAGACGAGCGAGUGACGCUGGUGGGUUACACGUCGGAUCCCAAGGCGAGGGACAAUGCGGUGCAGUUUGAUCUCGACUCGCAGGACGAGUACGUGAGCAAGAUCACAAAGCCCUACUCUGGGACAGAUCAGCCGCCCAGCGCAUACGAUGAGCAGGGGAGACGGACAGGACCGCCAGAAAUCGUCCGUGGCAUCUCGGGCGAAGCAGUCGCCAUCCUCAAAAAGCCCGACGAGGCGCUGCUCCAAAAGCAGCUCCACGCGCUCUACCACCAACACGGCUAUCGAUCGCUCGCCGUCGUGCUUAUGCACAGCUACACCUAUCCCGCGCACGAACAGAUCAUCAAGCGUAUCGCGCUCGACAUCGGCUUCGAUACGGUGAGCUGCAGCAGCCAGCUCAUGCCCAUGAUCAAGAUGGUGCCUCGAGCAACCUCCUCCACCGCCGACGCCUACCUCACACCUGUACUGCAAGCCUACAUCGACGGCUUCUUCUCCGGCUUUGCAGACACACUACGCUCCGGCGAGGCGGGCACAAAAGUCGAAUUCAUGAUGUCUGACGGCGGCCUUACUUCUGUGGACCACUUCUCGGGGUUGAAAUCCAUCAUCUCCGGUCCGGCGGGCGGCGUGGUCGGUAUGGCACUGACGAGCUACGACGCCGAAGACAAGCGACCCAUCAUCGGCUUCGAUAUGGGUGGCACAUCCACCGACGUCAGCCGCUACGAUGGCCAGUACGAACAGGUCUUUGAGACCACCCUCGAUGGCAUUACCAUCCAAAGUCCGCAAUUGGACGUCAACACCGUUGCGUCCGGUGGCAGCAGUCGGCUCUUCUUCCGCAACGGCCUGUUUACGGUGGGACCCGAGUCGGCGUCUGCCCAUCCGGGACCGACGUGCUAUCGCAAAGGCGGGCCAUUGGCCAUCACUGAUGCGAACCUUGUCACCGGUCGACUGGCCGUUGAGAUGUUCCCACGGAUCUUCGGACCGGACGAGAACGAGGGUCUGGACGAAGACGCUAGCAAAAAGGCAUUUCAACAGCUUACGGACGAGAUCAACGCCAACUCGUCCCAGACGAAGCAGCUGUCGAUCGACGAGGUGGCGCAGGGCUUCAUCCGCGUUGCCAACGAGAUCAUGUGUCGGCCCAUCCGGGCGUUGACAGAGGCGCGUGGGUAUAGCGCGUCAAAGCACAUCCUUGCCUCUUUUGGCGGGGCCGGUGGGCAACACGCCUGCUCGCUCGCCCGAUCCUUGGGGAUCAAGACCGUCAUCAUCCACAAGUACUCUUCGAUCCUCAGUGCGUAUGGCAUGGCGUUGGCGGACCGAGUGUUUGAGCAUCAGGAACCGUGUUCCGAGACCUGGGGUGGGGCGAAUGGUGAAGCCAAGGCACGCAUUGAAAAACGUGUCGAUGCGCUUCGCGAAAAGGUGCAGCGCGAGCUCGAGGCGCAAGGAUUCAAAGGCGAUAGGGUGGAGUUGCAAACCCUGCUCAACUUGCGCUACGAGGGGACGGAUACGGCACUCAUGACGCGCCAACCAGAGGGCGGGGGAUGGGACUUCGAACGGGUCUUCGUCGAAAAGUACAGGCAGGAAUUCGGCUUUGUGUUGGAGGACAAGAACAUCAUUGUUGACGAUAUCAGGGUUAAAGGGAUAGGCAAGUCGUUUGACUCGUUGGGUCGAACGGUUCUGCAAGAGUAUCGCGAGCUGUUCAAAGACGGCGACAAGGCGACGGAUGUGGACAAGGUGGAAAAGUUGGCGACGAGAAAGGUGUUCUUUGACGGCGAGGGUCGACUGGAUACACCGAUUAUCAAGCUGGAUCAGCUGCAACAUGGGACAAAGAUCGAUGGACCGGCGAUAUUGGUCGAUCAGACGCAGACGAUUUUGCUCGAACCAAGAUGCACCGCCAACCUCACCAGUCAGGCCGUGCUCAUCGACGUGCACUACGAUUGA